CCCGCUUUUAAGUUAAACACUUCGCAUCUGCGUCUUUCCUCAGGAAUACACCGCGAUGUUUCUCAUCGUCUUCCUCGCAUUCUGUGGUACUAAUUGCUUAUUUAUUACUGGGGUGGGCAGUCUCCCGUUACCCGACUCUGGGCCCCUUAUAGCCAAUGACUGGGGCCAGUCAGUGCGACUAAGACACCUUUACGCAGCCAGACGAGGGCUUCAUCUGUUGAUAGGCAAGGACGGCAAGAUAGAAGGAUCGCCCCUACAAAAUCCUUACAGUUUGGUGGAAAUUACUCCCGUCGACGUGGGUUUUGUCGCCAUCAGAGGAGUUGCAAGUUCCCUUUAUCUGUGCAUGGAACGGAAUGGGAAAUUAUACGGAUCGUCCAUCUACAUGAAAGAUGACUGCUGUUUUGUAGAGCAAAUUCUACCAGAUGGCUACAACAUCUACAUCUCACACAAGCAUGGGACCCUUGUAAGUUUGAAUGGAAUCAGGAACAAGACCCAAAGGAAAGACCUAGGUGCUUUCUCUCAGUUUCUGCCCAUGACAAGUACACUGUCACUGGAGACCAUGGACAAAUAUUUAGGGGAUCUGGACAUACGAAUUGAGCAACAGCAAAAUCUUCAGUCUGGCCUGGAAUUAGACAACAUGGAUCCCUUCAGAAAAGUCUCCCAAAUAGUUAUUCAAAGCCCUAGUUUCAACAAAAGAUGAGAUGAUGAGAUGUUGAUCAGAAGGAUCAUCUCAGUCAUUUCCAGAAGGGGAAGUAUGAAGCACCAUUUCAAAUCUACACAUGUGAGGCAGAAGAGAUCGGCCCUACCAUGAACCUCGAGCAUAAAGGAAGUCUCUCCGUGAGACAUUACACACACUGGCAGGAGGCUUGUGUCCAAGACAUACAUUCCUAGAUGGAGACACAAGCAGUGGUUAUUUAGAGGAAGUGAAUGCUUCAAAAAGAUACUAAAGCACUCCAAAUGUCAAGGCUUGUGAAGAACAUUUAAAUGAAGCUUCAGGUGAAGCAUUUUUUUUUUUAUGCUGAAGAAGUUAUUUAUCAAUAUGUUUUACUUGUCUUACAAGUUGACAGCAGAAAUAUUUAGUACUAUUACAUAAUAGGUGCAUCUUAACACCGAGAAUGAUAAGAGGAAAUUGUUAUGAAAUGACAACACUAAUAAAAAUGUGCUAUCUGUUUAAAGUGUGACCUUUCCAAAAUGAAGCAUCUGGUGUUUUACCACUCUUUGAACUCUACUGAUGUAAUACUGAAUACGAACUUAGAAACUAUGAUCAUAGCAUGUCAAAUCCAAUACAUAUGUGUCUUCUUGAAAAUUUAAAAUGAGAGAAUAUCAAAAGCUAAUUUAUUCAAAGGUAUUCAUAAUCAAUGACACAGCAACAUAACACUCACAAAACAUAGUAGUAUAUUGAACAGAGAACAUGUGGAUAGUUAUUUGCCAACUAUGUAGUGAGAGCCCAAUGUUUUCUGUUCAAACGUAAUGUAUAAAAGAUACACACUGUAGGCUCUCAAAGAAAAUGAGACAAAAUAUCAUUGAACAAACAAAUAAAUAAGAAGGUAAAAACUACAUGAGGCUCAUUGUACCAUCAGCAAAUAACAGCCAUCAUGAACUUGGUCAUACACAUAAACUUGGUGAAAAGAAAUCGAAAUUGCAGUUGUUUACUCAGUUUACUCAACUGAUGUUCAUUAUAUUGUUUUAUAUUAUUAAAUAACAUUAAGUGAAGAAUAAUGUGGU
Molecule: messenger RNA, 1725 nt
Organism: Chanos chanos (milkfish)
Lineage: Eukaryota; Metazoa; Chordata; Actinopteri; Gonorynchiformes; Chanidae
Gene: fgf19
Product: fibroblast growth factor 19
Exons: 3
Coding region: 56-700 (214 amino acids)
Molecular function (GO): growth factor activity
Source: RefSeq, a predicted model, not a curated record